This is a messenger RNA of Microthlaspi erraticum, 1749 nucleotides long. The record is from the annotation of a GenBank genome assembly. NCBI's taxonomy places the organism in Eukaryota, Viridiplantae, Streptophyta, Magnoliopsida, Brassicales, Brassicaceae.
AUGUAUCGGAUUUCAGCAAUCUCUACUCCCGGCACUCCUCUUCAUCUGCUUCCUUCGUCCUCCUCCGUUCCGACACGUCGGCGUUAUCCCCGCAGCUCCAGGCGUCUUAACCUCAAGCCUCUCACCACUCGCAUCGUGCUCCUCACGCGCCGUCGCCAGCUGGAUCAGAUUGUGGAGGAGGUGGAAUCAGCUAAGAAACGGUAUGGGAGGCUGAACACAAUCGUGAUGAACUCCGUUCUGGAGGCGUGCGUUCACUGUGGAGAUGUCGAUUUGGCUCUCCGGAUAUUCCACGAGAUGGCGGAACCUGGUGGAUGCGGCGUCGACUCUAUUACCUACGCCACUAUCUUAAAGGGAUUGGGAAAGGCUCGGAGGAUUGACGAAGCGUUCCAAAUGCUGGAGUCUAUAGAGAAUGAAACUGCUGCGGGGAAUCCGAAAUUGUCACCAUCUCUUAUCUAUGGUCUGCUUGACGCUCUGAUCAAUGCCGGAGAUUUACGUCGUGCCAAUGGUCUGCUUGCACGAUUUGGAACUUUAGUCCAAGAGCAUGGCGGUCCGUCAAUUCUCAUCUAUAACUUGUUGAUGAAGGGGUAUAUCAACUCAGAAUCUCCACAAGGAGCGGUAACUUUGCUGGAUGAAAUGUUACGCCUUGGAUUGGAGCCAGAUAGGCUCACAUACAAUACUUUAAUCCAUGCCUGCAUCAAGUGUGGCGAUUUGGGUGCGGCUAUGAAGUUUCUAAAAGAAAUGAAGGAGAAAGCAGAGGAAUAUUAUGACGGUUGUCUUCAACCAGAUGUUAUAACAUACACCACUUUGGUGAAGGGAUUUGGGGAUGCGAAGGAUCUGUUAUCACUGCAAGAAAUCUAUGCGGAAAUGAAAUUGUGUGAUAGAUUGUUCGUUGACCGAACUGCAUUUACAGCGGUAGUUGAUGCUAUGCUAAAGUGUGGUUCAACGAGCGGGGCCCUUUGUGUAUUUGGUGAGAUAUUGAAAAGAAGUGGAGCUAAUGCAGCAUUGCGACCAAAGCCUCACUUGUACCUGUCGAUGAUGCGUGCUUUUGCUGUCCAAGGAGAUUAUGGCAUGGUCAGAAACCUGUAUCUUCGCCUAUGGCCAGACUCUUCGGGAACAAUCUCCAAUGCUGUUCAACAAGAAGCUGAUAGUCUGCUGAUGGAAGCAGCUCUCAAUGAUGGUCAGCUUGAUGAGGCUCUAGGGAUGCUUUCAAGUAUUGUUAGAAGGUGGAAGGAAAUUCCUUGGACUUCUAGUGGAGGCAUGGCUGCUGUCCGCUUAGAAGCAUUGUUGGGGUUUCCCAAGUCUAUAUUGCGUCCUCAUCUACUCAAUAAGGUGAUACCAAGCGAUCCGAUAGAAAGUAUAAUGAUUCCAUUUGAAGCCACUCGGCCUCUGCUAGGCACUCUGCAGCUGAAGAAUGUGGUCAUGCGGUUUUACAAGGAGCAAGUUGUGCCAAUUGUAGACGAUUCGGGAAGCUGCAUAGGACUUUUGCAUCGGGAGGAUUGCAACAAUCUUGAUGCACCACUGGUCUCAAUGAUGAGAAGCCCGCCUCCAUUUGUGAGUACAACAACAUCGAUUGGUCGUGUGGUUGAUCUUGUUUUGGAAAAGAAACAUAAAAUGGUUAUAGUUGUUCACUGUGAGAAUCUUAAUGGGAGCGGUUAUAGCUCAAAGGCUGUUGGAGCUUUUACAAGAGCACACUUGUAUCGGCUAUGUGAACCAGAACAAAAAGCUGCUCUCGUGGAUGUAAAUAAGUAA